AGGAUAGUCACUUGCCAGAACACUCGGAAUGCUUCAACUGGUGGUCAUGUGCAGGUGCUAGAGUUACACCAAGAACUUAAAGAUGUAGUCGAAUCUCCACCUCAAAUCGUCAUUCUCGUUGUGGUAUUAUACAUGUAAGCACGCGGACGAAGAAGCGAGCGGGAGUCCACGCGAAAUGGGUUUAGGCGCUUAUCUCCGCAUCACCUAAUCCCAACUUGGCUAGACGUGGAGAUUAUUCGUCCUACCUCUUAAGUUCCGAUGCGCUACGCCUUAGGCAUCCACCAUCCAUAUUCCAGAAGGACGGAAUCUAUUGUUAGACGAUUCAUCCGAGUCUAUUACCUUGAAUUCAAUAUGCAGCAGACAUUCUGCUUCGUCAACGGUACCCACGUCGACAAACUCACCAAAAAGCGGAUGCGCCGCCAUGUCAUGAUGGGCAAGAAUGCCGGAAGAACGAUAAAACGAAAGUCGAGAAUAGAUGUACCCCCUCAUCAAGUUGCAAACAUGACAGCUGUCUCUUCUGUGGCAUUGCGUCAGGAGCCGGUGUUUGAUCGGUUCGCCUAUUUGGAUAAUUAUAAACCGGACAACAUUUACAACAACGUGCUAAGUGGACUUUCGUUUCCUGUGAAGAUUACGCCACAAUUUGCAGAAAUUGUUUCAAACUUCUUCCUUUUCAUUGCGCAUAAACUAUACCCGGUUGCCCUCGGCAUAUCAAUAGAGAAAUCGAAAUAUACUUUGCUUAGUAUCCUGAUGUCUGAUAAAGCUGCAUUUUACUGCAACAUCGCGCUGAUGCAAGCCUGUAACGAACUUUUCCUUGGAGACGGCGAGAAAUCACCCGCAGCAAUAUAUCACCUCUCUAAUAGUUUGAAGUAUGUCAGGGAGCGACUAGAGAGUGAAGAGGCGCUCUCAGACUCGACCAUGGGCAUGGUAAUGUCACUAAUCACGCAGGAGCAGUGCAGGCAACAGCACAAGGCGGCUAGAAUUCAUAUGGAUGGCUUAGCGCAGAUGAUCAAACUUAGAGGUGGGUUGGAAUCACUGGAAGGCUGCUUGCCCAUUCUACUGAAGGCUUGCAAAACAGACCUGAUGUACGCGCUGCAGUGUGAAGACACGCCACGGUUCCAUCGCUCCCACAUGCCACAGAUCAUAUCCACUCUGCACUCCUUGGAUCUUCCUUUCAAUCGAGAAGCGGCGCGCAAGCAAGUCCAGCAUCCUAACCUGGAUUCCGCUCUUCUAGACGUCCUCAUAGACGUUAUUUGCGCGACAACGCUCUUCAAUGACCUCCACUCUACACGAAAAGUUGAUCUUUACUUUUUUCAGGAAAUACUCGUCGAUUACUGUUACCGUCUACUCGCCAUACCGCACUUGCACUCUCCUCAGACACUAGAAGACGCAUAUCAUGUGGGCCUCAAGAUCUUCAUGAUGAGUCUUUUCCUGCAGGUUGGUUCGCAGCGCAUCAUGAACUACGACAAUGUGACGGAAAGACUGAAAAUGGUUCUUGAGAGCGAUAUUUUGGACGGCGAGAAUGAAUUGAGAUUUUGGUUGCUGAUGAUGGGUGGUGUGUGGGUAGCGGAUAACGAGGAUGUAGAGUGGCUGGUGCUGGUUAAGCAUGCACAGACGAGGAAGAUGGGACUAGGGAGCUGGAGCGAGGCGAAGCAGAUUGUGGAGAUGUGGCCAUGGAUCGGGAGGUUGCAUGAUGCGCCCGGGAAACUGUUCUGGGACAGAACGCGGCGUUGAUAGACAGAAGAUGGGAAUUGUGGUCGAAUACACGAGGGAGAACUUGUCCUGCGGUAUGACAUAUCGCGUGAACCUUUCAACAAAAUCGUUGAAAUUCGCUUUGUUGUCAAUCCGUGCGACACCUAUUAGUAUACUAGACAUGGCCGUUUUUAUUGAAAACUUUAUACUUGGAGACUUGGGAGAUGGGAGUG
This is a messenger RNA of Paraphaeosphaeria sporulosa, 1922 nucleotides long. RefSeq lists its product as uncharacterized. NCBI's taxonomy places the organism in Eukaryota, Fungi, Ascomycota, Dothideomycetes, Pleosporales, Didymosphaeriaceae. The transcript has 5 exons. The record is from RefSeq and is a predicted model, not a curated record. Bases 259 to 1731 code for a protein of 490 amino acids.